AAUAAAAGUAAAAAAUAUGGGCUUCUAAUUUAAAAUGUAAGUAUUUAUGUAUAAUAAAUAGAUCGGAUAAUGUACAUGCGAUUAUAGGUUUGAUAAGUUCAAAUGUAAUAGAGAUAGUGCUAUUAGCUUAUUAUGCAAACAUAUAAGUGAAUUAAAUGUAUAAAACACAAGUAAAGUUAGUAUGGAAUCUGACAUUUAAGAUGAUUUUAAAGCAUAUAAAGGACUAUCUGUAACAGGGAGUGUAUUUAUGAUGAUUACUUGGAUUUUAUAGAUUUUACUAAUCUACAAAUAUAAUGAAAAAAUCUUAUAUGUGAUUUUUGGGAUAAAUACAUUUUCUAUAUUCAUUUUAUUAAUAGGGAUGGGUAUAGGUUAAUAAGGGGUAAGAUAUAAUAAUAAUAAAUUAAAGAUAAAUAAGGUUAACGAUUCUUAUGGAUAGUUUUUUUAUAUUGAUUAUAAUUAUCCUGUGGCACUUUGGUUCAUACAAUUAUGUCUUUAUUUGAUGAGUUUAAUAAAUUUGCAUAAUUUUAAAUAAAAAAAAGUUAGUGAUAGUGGGUAAGAUACAAAGAAGAAGCAAGAUAAUGAUGAUUCAUAAAAAUAAGUAUAGUAGACACAAACUUAAGCAAAUUAAAGUCAGGUUGUUAUGAUGGGGAAUAAUGAAUCUUAAUUCACAUAAUAGCAAUAAAUUGUAUGA
Messenger RNA from Paramecium sonneborni, 691 nucleotides. The record is from the annotation of a GenBank genome assembly. NCBI's taxonomy places the organism in Eukaryota, Ciliophora, Oligohymenophorea, Peniculida, Parameciidae.